Molecule: messenger RNA, 585 nt
Organism: Phalaenopsis equestris
Lineage: Eukaryota; Viridiplantae; Streptophyta; Magnoliopsida; Asparagales; Orchidaceae
Product: probable steroid-binding protein 3
Exons: 1
Coding region: 85-390 (101 amino acids)
Cellular component (GO): membrane; endomembrane system
Source: RefSeq, a predicted model, not a curated record
CUUUAAUGAUAGCAAUGCUCUGUCUGCAAUUAUCCCAACAUUUUCCGCUGCCCCCUCUCGCUCUCUGCUCGCCUCUGUUCCGCCAUGGAUCUAACGUCGGAUCAACUGAAGGACUACGAUGGAUCUGACGAGAGCAAGCCAAUCUACAUCUCUAUCCGCGGCGUCGUUUUCGAUGUCAGCACAGGCAAGUCCUUCUACGGUCCCGGAGGCACCUACGCCAUCUUCGCCGGCCGCGAGGCCAGCCGCGCCCUCGCCAAGAUGAGCAAGAACGAGGAAGACGUCUCCGGUAACCUCGAUGGCCUCUCUGUGAAGGAGAUGGGCGUUCUCGAGGACUGGGAGAAGAAAUUCCAAGCUAAGUAUCCCGUCGUCGGGCGCCUUAUUGUCUCUUGAAUCUCUUUUGUAAUUAAUCAAGUGGGACUUGCGAGAUGUUUUCAUCUAUUUUGCUAAUUUGGAGAUAAACAUGACGUGCUGUAACGUCAUGUGUUGAUUUGGGUUGUUAUUAUGAAGUGGUAUGUGGAUGAAUAAGAACAUUAUGUGCAUCUUGGUGCUGGUUAUGUAUCUAAUAAAUUAUUUAGCUUGUCAAUC